AUUUUGAUAUUUAAACAUGUUUAAGUCUUUGUUUUGCUGCACCCUUCGGAAUGAGUAUGAAGAUGACGAUGAACCAAACACGAAGCCUCCUCGGAAGAAGCAAAAUUAUGACGAAAACUCUGACAGUAUUAUAAUCCUCAGAAAUAACAAUAAUGAAGAUGAAGCAUGUGAAAGUCCUAUUGAAAAGUUUUUAAAGACUAGGAAUGAUCCAGAAAUAAAGCUUUACAGCGGAUAUGGCUCAGAUGAUGAUUACGAAGUAAGCAGUUUCACUAUUAAUCAGAAUAAUGAAGAAAAUGGUUAUGAGAUCACAGAAGAAAAUUUUGAGAAUCAUUCUAUGAAGAAAGGCUUCACACACACUUUUAAUCCUAUGAAUAAAGAUGACUCUAGCAAUCUUAAUUUACGUGUGGAUGAUACCAUAAAUAAGUUUAAUCAGCUGAAUUUGUCUUCUAAAUUAAAAGGAGCAAGUUUCUCAAAUUCUUCUGAUCAUUAUUGAUCUCUCACAGAGUUGUUUGGUGAAACUUUGAUAAAAUAUUAUGAUGAUUUAUUCAUGCCAUUUCUGAAUGGAGCCAAAUACAAAUGAACUUCUCAAACUUGCCAAUUAGAGUACUUGGAGCAAGCUGAUUUUGAAAGUAAGGACAUGGAAAUCUCAAAUCUUUAUGGUGGAGAGAUGCUUCUCUCCUUCAGUUACUACUUCUGAGAAGAUGAUGGAGAGCUUAAUAAAGGAAUUGAUUACAUCAAGCAAAUUUUCAUCAAAGAUAUCAAUAACAAUGACUUAUUUAACUUCUACAGUGGAAAUUAUGUAGAUGAUGGGAUUCUUAAUGGGUAUAUCAGAAUCCUUGAAGUAUUCCAUGAGUACCAAAUUGCUAAAUAAAGGCCUAAAUGAUCCUAAAUCAAUCGAGAAUAUCAAAAACAUUAAAAUUUUUGACACAUAUGCAGUGAAAGAGAUAUCUGAGAAAGCUGAUAUACCUGAAACAAUAAAUGAAGAAUUGGCUAAAGAAAUCAGAGAAAUAUUCCAAGAAAAUAUCUUCAUCAUUCCUAUCUUUAAAAAAUCAGAGAAAAAGAUUUAUUUAUUAAUUUUUGAAGUAGAAGUAGAUGAUCAAGACGAAUAUCAUUUUGAGGUUACUCUCCAUGAUAAAGAUAGAGAUGAAGAUCAGGUAGAGGGAGAGGAAAAUCAAGAUUUUGAAUAUGCUUCUGAUAUCAUAUUUGCUAUUCUUCAUAUCAUAGUUGGUCAAGAAAACGUCAAAGAAUACGAAAAUAAAAUUAUCACAACUACAGAUACUUUGCAGGUUGAGGAUGAAAAUGAUAUGAUUCCAGCGAUUUUACAAAUCGCUGAGAGUAAAGUUCUCCAUCAAGAAAGGCAUCCUAAUGAAACUAUUGAAGAGAGUAGACACAAAAUACUAGAUAGGAUUAUUGCCUUCAACAGGCUAAUAACUGAAGUUCCAUAGUCACACAAAAGUGGGGUCAUUGAAAAAUAUAAUAAUUCUUU
Molecule: messenger RNA, 1486 nt
Organism: Moneuplotes crassus
Lineage: Eukaryota; Ciliophora; Spirotrichea; Euplotida; Euplotidae
Source: the annotation of a GenBank genome assembly